This is a messenger RNA of Dufourea novaeangliae, 1224 nucleotides long. RefSeq names its product peroxisomal membrane protein PEX13-like (gene Pex13). Bases 94 to 1224 code for a protein of 376 amino acids. The transcript has 5 exons. Gene Ontology annotation, biological process: protein import into peroxisome matrix, docking. Gene Ontology annotation, molecular function: protein binding. The record is from RefSeq and is a predicted model, not a curated record. Lineage: Eukaryota; Metazoa; Arthropoda; Insecta; Hymenoptera; Halictidae. Gene Ontology annotation, cellular component: peroxisomal membrane; peroxisome; peroxisomal importomer complex.
AUGCGGACGAAGCUUCUUCCGCUACUGUAGAGGGGUUAUGAACUUUGUACAGGAGAUUUGAUUAAAGGAACGACAUAGAAGUUACCGUGAAUCAUGGCGCCUGAAAGAUCGAACAGCGUUCCUGUAAAUCAAUUAAGAAAUGUCCCUCAAAGUAUAACCAGUUCACCAAGUACAUCAGCUCCAUUUCCUUCUACAAAUAUACAAUCGGGAAUUCCACCUCCGAUACCACCACGUCAACCGGUUCAAAGUUAUUCUGGAUUCAAUGAUUAUAGGCCAUUUGGGUCUAAUUCGUAUGGUGGAUUCGGAUAUGGGUUGGGUAAUCAAUAUAGAGGAUUAAAUGGUUAUGGAGGAUAUAGUUCUUACGGCUAUGCUCCAUAUUCUACUUAUAAUAAUUAUGGUACAUUUGGUGGGCACAGUGGUGAUGUUGAAAAUAGGUUUUUUCAGUACGUUGAAGAAAGUACUAGGCCUACAUUUCAGUUGAUUGAAACAGUCCUACAAACAUUUUCCUCUAUGACAAUGCUCCUGGAAUCAACAUAUUUCACUUUAACAAAUUCAUUUAAGGCAAUUUUAACUGUUGCAGAAAAUGUUGGUAAAUUGCGUUCAACUGUAGGACAGUUGUUCAGUACUUUUGCUCUGAUUAGAUUUUUAAAAUGGUUGUAUAGGAAAAUCAUGCGCACAGCUGGUUUUCCGCAUGAACGUACCACGAAUGAAGAAUUAUGGGAAAAAUCCUUAGCAAAAAUUGGAAAUGAAAAUAUUAACAAUUCUUCCUUUUGGUCAGGAUUUUUACUGUUUAGUGUAUUUUUUGUGGUACCUUACAUGAUUCAUAAAAUCACAGAUAACAUAAGAAACGCUCAAGUAAAAGGAAAGGAUCCGAAGGAUUGGUAUCAGUACGAUCAACCAGUAUUUGUUGCAACAGUGCUGUAUGAUUUUAAUGCCUCGAACAACGAAGAAUUAAGCGUAGGAGCUGGUCAGAAACUUUAUCUUGCACCUCAAGCUCUGCAACCAAAACACCUGCCAGGAUGGUGUAAAGCCACUGACAAUGUAAAUGUUGGCUUUAUUCCCUACAAUUAUAUUAAAGUUAUAGGACAGUUGAGAAAACGGAAGGAAAACGAAAUAAAUUCUCUAGCUCAAGAGAAGCCUUCCACUAUGGAAAACCACUGGAAGAAUACUAAAGAAAACGAUGGAAGUUUAAAAAUGACUGAAAAUGUUACACACGAUGUGUAG